Molecule: messenger RNA, 300 nt
Organism: Gongylonema pulchrum
Lineage: Eukaryota; Metazoa; Nematoda; Chromadorea; Rhabditida; Gongylonematidae
Source: the annotation of a GenBank genome assembly
AUGGUGCUGCUCUCGCGAACAGUGGAUAUUUUGCCACCGUUUUUACUUAGCGCUUCAAAGGAGAGAAUGCAGCGUUGUCUUUCGGCGCGAAUUGCUGCUAGUAAUGAUUUUAUUGCUCCUCUCCUGUACUGCUCCUCGAUCAUCGAUAAUAAUCAUGACAGUGAAAACAACCGUACUGAAUUGCCUUCUUGUUCCAGCUCUCGAGGACAACAAGCACCUGUAUUCUCGCCAAUAUUUGUAGCCAGUUCAUCAAUGAACAGCAGGCGUUGCGAAUACACCACCGAUGAUACACUUCUUUAG